AAGAGCAGACACAAAACAUAGCAUUUGGUGUUUGGUGGGUGAGGAAGUCGUGCCCUGAAAGUGGUCCGCUGAAAAAGAUCCGUGUGUGAAGAAAAAUCGAAUUUUCACUGUGAAUACUUGUGCAAAUCAACAUCCCUGCCGUACAGCACCAGGGCGCGUGUAUCCUUUCGUGUUCGCGGGAGGAGUGAGCGAAAGCAGCCCCGUCGUCGUUUUCCCCUCGCUCUCAAGGUGCUGGAGCUCCCGGUGGUGCUCCAGACACAGGAAUCAAUCCACCGCCACCACCACCAAGUGUGUGCGACGGCAUAUUAAAAGCCAAAAAUCUUAGGUGUAAGCGCGCGCGUGUGUGUGCGAGCGUAAAAAAAGGACUCUCCGUUGGGCGUAAUCGCACGGCCAACUGCAGCCGGAAGCAUACAGAAAAGGAGUAAAAAAACAGCAACCCAACCCCCAAAGAUGGUGAUGCUGGUUCGCGAGACAUCGCGUACCGUGGCAAUCGCGACCGCGUUGCUCUGCCUAUUAAGUGGCUUCAAUUGUCUCAAUGGAGUGGCCGGCGCAGGCAAGGUGGACGACUCGAAGGGGCCGGUCUUCCUGAAGGAACCAACGAACCGUAUUGAUUUUUCCAACUCGACCGGUGCGGUCGUGGAGUGCAGCGCAACCGGCAACCCGCCCCCGGAAAUGAUCUGGAUCCGCAGCGACGGUACGGCGGUCGGCGAUGUGCCCGGACUGCGGCAAAUCCUGCCGAACGGCAAUCUGGUGUUUCCGCCGUUCCGCGCCGAGGACUACCGGCAGGAGGUGCACGCCCAGGUGUACGCCUGCAUGGCCAAGAACCAGUUCGGGUCGGUGAUUUCGCGCGACGUCAACGUACGGGCCGUGGUCCAGCAGUACUACGACUCGGAGGUGAACAAUGCUUACGUGAUUCGCGGCAACUCGGCCAUACUGAAAUGCUCGAUACCGUCGUUUGUGGCGGACUUUGUUGCGGUUGUGUCGUGGAACGAUGAUGCCGGCAAUGUCUAUCAACAGCUCGACAACCGCACCGUCCAGUCAGCCGAGCUGGAAGUUGACGGUAAAUACAUGGUGCUACCCUCCGGUGAGCUGCACAUUCGCGAAGUGGGACCCGAAGACGGCUACAAGAGCUACCAGUGUCGCACCAAGCACCGGCUGACCGGUGAAACACGCCUAUCAGCCACCAAGGGACGACUGGUCAUCACAGAACCACUUGGCAGGGUGUCUCCCAAGCUAGACUCCACGUCCAAGAUCGUGACGGCCGAAGUGAGGCGUAGUAAUACGAUCGCCCUGCUUUGCUCAGCGCAGGGCUACCCGAUAGCAGUGUUUAGAUGGUACAAGUACAUCGAAGGAACUCAGCAAAAGAAGGCUGUCGUGCUGGACGAUCGUGUCAAGCAGGUGUCGGGAACGCUCAUCAUUAAGGACGCUGUCGUGGACGACUCGGGCAAGUACCUGUGCGUGGUGAACAAUUCCGUCGGUGGCGAAAGUGUGGAAACCGUCCUGACCGUGACGGCACCGCUGGCAGCAAAGAUUGAACCACGCACGCAAACGGUAGACUUUGGCCGACCGGCCGUGUUUACGUGCAAGUUCUCGGGCAACCCGAUCAAAACCGUGUCGUGGAUGAAGGAUGGCAAAUCGCUCGGUCACAGCGAUGCGGUCCUGCGCAUCGAGUCCGUCAAGAAGGAGGAUAAGGGCAUGUACCAGUGUUUCAUUCGCAACGAUCAGGAAAGUGCACAGGCUAGCGCCGAACUCAAGCUGGGUGGACGCUUUGACCCACCGAUCAUUCGUGAGGCAUUCCCGGAGGAAACGCGCCACCCAGGACCGUCUGUGUUUCUGAAGUGUGUUGCCGGCGGUAACCCAACGCCCGAAAUCAGCUGGGAGCUGGAUGGAAAGAAGAUCACCAACAGCGAACGCUACCAAGUCGGACAGUACGUGACGGUGAAUGGAGACGUUGUGUCGCAUCUGAACAUUACCUCGAUCCACUCGAACGACGGUGGCCUGUACAAGUGUAUGGCAAGCAGCAAAGUCGGUGUGGCUGAACAUUCCGCCAAGCUGAACGUGUACGGUCUGCCGUACGUGCGAACGAUGGAAAAGAAGGCGAUCGUUGCGGGCGAAACGCUGAUUGUCACCUGCCCGGUAGCCGGUUAUCCAAUUGAAUCCAUCGUAUGGGAACGAGACAACCGACAGCUGCCGAUCAACCGCAAGCAGAAGGUAUUCCCGAACGGAACACUCAUCAUCGAAAAUGUCGAACGAAACUCGGACCAAGCCACAUACACUUGUGUCGCGAAGAACUCGGAAGGCUACACGGCACGCGGUACACUGGAAGUGCAAGUAAUGGUUCUACCGCAAAUAGUCCCAUUCGGGUUCGGUGAGGAACAGGUGAACCAGUUCGAUAUGGUAUCUACUAUGUGCACCGUAAACAAGGGCGAUAUGCCGAUCGACAUUGCUUGGGAGUUCACGCCAACGUUUCCGAGUCCAGGAAAGGCGAGAAAAUUGUACACCAACGAUGGUGUGCUGAUCAGUCGGACGAGCACGCGUAUUAGCAUGCUUAGCAUAGACUCGGUGCGAGAUCGACACAGUGGAAAUUACACCUGCCAUGCAAAGAAUCAAGCAGGGCUGGUAGAGUACACGGCAGUUCUCUUUGUGAACGUACCUCCGAGAUGGAUUCUUGAACCAACUGACAAGGCUUUCGCUCAGGGAUCAAACGCCAAGGUCGAAUGUAAAGCCGAUGGUUUCCCGAAGCCGCAGGUCACCUGGAAGAAAGCAGUGGGAGAUACUCCCGGAGAGUACAAAGACCUGCGAUCGAACGACUCAAGCAUCCGUGUUGAGGAAGGCUCGCUUUUCAUUCAGAACAUCCAAAAAUCGAACGAAGGCUACUACCUGUGCGAAGCAAUCAACGGCAUCGGCUCGGGACUGAGCGCAGUCACACUGAUCACGGUUCAAGCGCCGCCAGAGUUUGUCGAGAAGCUACGCAACCAAACCGCCCGCCGUGGUGAACCGUCCGUACUGCAGUGUGAAGCGAAGGGUGAGAAACCAAUUGGCAUCCUGUGGAACAUGAACAACAUUCGCCUGGACCCAAAGUCCGACAACCGGUACACGAUUCGCGAGGAAAUUCUACCCAACGGCGUCACCUCCAGCCUGUCGAUCAAGCGCACGGAGCGUAGCGAUUCGGCACUGUUCACCUGCAUGGCCACGAACGCGUUCGGUAGCGACGACACGAGCAUCAACAUGAUCAUCCAGGAAGUGCCAGAGAUGCCGUACGCACUGAAGGUGCUGGACAAAUCGGGCCGCACCGUGCAGCUGAGCUGGGCCAAACCGUACGAUGGAAACUCACCGCUGAAGCGCUACAUCAUCGAGUUCAAGCGUUCGCGCGGCUCGUGGGAAAACGAUAUCGAUCGGGUGAUUGUACCGGGUGACACGAACGAGGCGCAGGUACAGAAGCUAAGCCCGGCCACCACGUACAACAUUCGCAUCGUGGCGGAGAACGAAAUCGGUGUGUCAGAUCCGUCGGAUGUGGUAACGAUCAUUACGGCGGAAGAGGCACCGUCCGGCAAGCCGCAGGCAAUCAAGGUGGAAGCGAUCAAUCAGGCGACACUGCGCGUCAGCUGGAAGGCACCGCCGCGCGCCGAAUGGAACGGUGACAUUCUGGGAUACUAUGUGGGAUACAAGCAGACAUCGCUGAAUACGUUGUACGUUUACGAAACGGUCAACUACUCGCCGGAAGGUGGAGAAGGCAAGGAGCACAGUCUGGAGAUCAACAAUCUGAAAACGUACACGCAGUAUUCGAUCGUGAUCCAGGCGUUUAACAAGGUUGGCGCUGGCCCGAUGAGUGACGAAGAGAAGCAGUACACGGCAGAAGGAACGCCCGACCAGCCACCAAGCGACACGAUGUGUACCACGCUAACCUCGCAGACGAUUCGCGUGUCCUGGGUAAGCCCACCGCUAGAAUCGGCCAACGGUGUCAUCAAGGGAUACAAGGUGGUGUACGCACCGAGCGAUCUGUGGAACAACGACAAGAACAAGGACUACAAGAAGACGGCCUCGAGCGAUACGGUGCUGCACGGGCUGAAGAAGUACACGAACUACACGAUGCAGGUGCUGGCGACCACUUCGGGCGGCGACGGUGUGCGCAGUGCGCCGAUCCACUGUCAAACGGAACAGGACGUGCCGGAAGCACCGACCGCAGUGAAGGCGCUGGUCAUGUCGGAAGGAUCGAUUUUCGUUUCGUGGCAACCACCGGCACAGCCCAACGGACUGAUUCUGCAGUACACCGUGUACAUCAAGAGCGGCGAUCAGGAACCGAAGAGCUUCAAGGUACCGUCGUACCAAAUCAACUACGAAGCGUCCGGGCUGGAGAAGAAUCAAAAAUACGAAUUCUGGGUAACGGCGUCCACCACGAUCGGGGAAGGUCAGUCCUCGAAAACGCUUUCCGCCAUGCCGAGCGAUAAGGUCCCGGCCAAGAUUGCAUCGUUCGAUGACAAGUUUACCGCUACAUUCAAGGAGGACGCUAAGCUGCCAUGCCUGGCCGUGGGAUCUCCGGCGCCGGAAAUUACCUGGAAGAUCAAGGGCGUAGAGUUUGUGCCAAAUGAACGCAUCCGUCAGCUGCCGGAAGGUUCGCUGUUCAUCAAGGACGUCAUUCGACAGGAUGCGGGUGAUUACACCUGUACGGCGGAGAAUUCCAUCGCCAAGGAUUCGAUUACGCACCGACUGAUUGUGCUGGCGCCACCACAAUCGCCCCAGCUUACGCUUACCGCAACGACGACCGAUUCGCUCUCGGUGAAGCUGAAGCCGCACGAAUCGGACACUGCCCCGCUGCAGGGCUACACGCUGCACUACAAGCCCGAGUUCGGCGAAUGGGAAACGAUCGAUGUGGCGCUGGAAGCACCGAAGUACACGAUCGAAAAGCUGUACUGUGGCUCACGCUAUCAGGUGUACGCGACCGCGUACAACUCGAUCGGUGCCGGUGAACCGUCCGACAUACUGAACACGCGCACGAAGGGCUCGAAACCGUUGCUGCCGGAGAAGUCUCGCUUUAUUGAAGUUUCGUCCAACUCCAUUACGCUGCAUCUGCCCGCGUGGAAGGAUGGUGGCUGCCGCAUGUCGCACUUUGUCGUUGAACACAAGAAGAAGGAUCAAAUUGACUGGAACCAGAUCUCGAACAACGUCAAGCCGGGUGGUAACUUUGUGGUGCUGGAUUUGGAACCGGCCACCUGGUACAAUCUUCGCGUGACCGCUCACAAUAACGCUGGAUUUACUGUAGCGGAGUAUGAGUUCGCUACUCUCACCAUUACCGGAGGAACGGUUGCGCCCAUCUUCGGCUCUGUACAGCCCGGUACUAUCUACCCGCCGUGGAUUCCGCACUGGAUCGAUCUGAACGUGAUGGUACCACUGAUCGCAACCGUGAUCGUGGUGGCGGUAGGCGUACUAGUGAUCUGUGUAGCAAUUUCCCGGCGCCGAGACGACGAUCCCCGAUGCGGACCGAAGGAUGUAUACUACGAUGUCGUGUAUAAUCAGUCGAUGGGACCGGCGGGAGCCGCCACACUGGACAAGCGACGACCGGACAUCCGCGAUGAGCUGGGUUACAUUGCACCGCCGAACCGCAAGCUGCCACCGGUACCGGGCUCAAACUACAACACCUGCGACCGAGUUAAGCGCGGAACUGUUAUAAGCCAUAAUCCUUCCAUAAAAUCCAACCAUACCACUUGGGACCCGCGCCGUCCGUUGUACGAAGAACUGAAGAAAGCGCCGCCACCACUGCCCAGACGCUUCAACCAUCCGCCGGCGUGCUAUGGCAUGGAAGAUGAGAUCUGCCCGUACGCCACGUUCCAUCUGCUUGGAUUCCGGGAGGAGAUGGACCCGACCAAGGCGAUGAACUUCCAAACCUUCCCGCACCAGAACGGUAUGGGCGGCCCGGGACACAUGGGAACGAUGGGAUCGAGCAUGGCGAUGCAGGUGCCCAGCCACGUCCACUCGCGGUCCGGCUCGCAGUCGAUGCCACGCCAGAAUCGCUAUGCCCGCAAGAACAGCCAGGGCGGCCAGAGCAGCAUCUACACCCCGGCACCGGAGUAUGACGAUCCGGCCAACUGCGCGGAGGAAGAUCAAUACCGACGUUACACACGCAUCAACUCGCAGGGCGGCUCGCUGUACUGUGGCCCCGGACCCGAAUACGACGAUCCGGCCAACUGUGCUCCGGAGGAUGACCAGUACGGUUCGCAGUACGGUGGCAACUAUGGCACACCGUACGAGCACUACGGCUCGCGGGGAUCGGUCGGACGCCGUAGCGUUGGCUCGCCGGAACCGCCACCACCGCCACCACGCAACCACGAUACGAGCAACUCGUCCUUCAACGACUCCAAGGAAAGCAACGAAAUCUCCGAAGCCGAGUGCGAUCGCGACAAUGGGCCGCGCGGAAACUAUGGAGAACCGUCUGAGGCUUCAUCGAAAUCCAACGAUGCUAUUAAUGGUGACGAAACAGAGAAGUUGUUGAAAAGAAACGAAGUCAAACCCAAGUACACCAAACAAACAGCAGCCUCCGGUAGCACAGGACUCACAGCCUACGAUACUAUGGCAGUGUAAUCUGUAAGCCCGCCCUGUGAACGCACGCGUGAAGGCAUAACGCUUCUUCACACCUUCGUCAGCCAGUCAAGCAACAAUUGAUGGAAGGUAAAAAAGACCGAAGCAAACAUCUGUAGUGUGAAGAUUGCUGUACCAUCCUAGGAGAAGUGUAUGAUGAUGAUGAUAAAAACGAUACUGUAAUCUACGUAUCAACACGGUGACGUUUUUGUCAAGCAGAACGAGUCAGGGGGCAGAACGCACGAAUUUAGCGCAUUUACGUUAAUUUAUAUGCAUAUAUCAGGAAAAAAGCCCACUUUUAACGUGCUAAAACUCCCCAAACUCCCCCGUCAGUCAGUCAGUUAGUCAGUUAUUGAACGAAAACUUUCACCGUGUAUUCGUGCAUUGUAUAUGUGUCCUGUGUACUGUGUCCUAUAUACGUUCUGGUUAGUGUGGUUUUUACGCAAACGAUCACCAAAAAACCAAAAAAAAAAGGAAACCACCGCCAUUACAGACUUACCACCAAGCGAACGAGUAAUUGGCUGACACGAUGUGGUACGUUUUUUUUAUUGUGCAUAUUUUAUUAGGUGAUAUGACUACUCUUAUUAGAAACAAGCCCACACUUUGCUUCGCAUUUGAUAUUAAUAUUCAUGAGUUAGAAAGGAAAGCCAAAUAGUGGUGAAGCAGCAGAGGUGUUUUUGUUUCGGUAUAAGUUAGAGUUAUUUAAAAACUCCCCAACUACAACAGUGCGCACACAGAUUGAGCCACCAAGGCCGAAGGAUAGAGCAGAAAAUGGGGGGAAACUGUAUGAAGUCUUUAACACUUUUACGACUAUCUGUAGUAACUAGUAUUUAAUCCCUUUCUCCUAGACCUCCAUACCCUAUGCGGCGAAGGAUAUGCAUGUAAACAAAACAGCAAAAGAAAAUUGACUUAAUUUUUAAAUUUCACACUAGCGUGACGGUAUACCAGUGCGGUGGUAUAGCAGUAAUUUAAUGAUAGACAUGUGUUUCAUGUGUCUACGUAAUUCGUUUAAACGUUUUUUACCAACUUUCUUCCAUUCUGGUAAUGAGAAUGAAACACUUUUUUUUAUAAAGAUCGUAUUUUUACCCCAAAUUGAUGAUACAUUCGCACGAUUAAGAGGAAUGCUACAUUGAUUGCUUCCUGAUUCUUGAUAUAAAGACUUGAAAGACUCAACAUCCGAACGCGCAUGCAUUGAAUUUAGCUCCUCCGCACACCCGUAAUGAUAAACUUUGCAAAUUAUUAACUGAUGCAUCACUACUACUGUCCAGGGAAAAUAGCGUUAGGAAGAGCAAUUUGUAAUGUAAUACGAGAGUUUUGAGCACUGUAUUGGAUACGAAAUGGGUAAGAGAAACAGUGGAGGCCCAAAACAUUGGAGAAAAACACAUGCGUAGCGAAAACGUUGUACGAAUUGUUCCGUCGUGAAAAGGGGAAAAGGCUGCUGCUGGAAUAAUUAUUUUAAAAUUCAGUUUGCACCAUGGCACACACUACCGGGGAAUGAGAGUAUUCAACUGGGAGAGUAGCAAUAACGCAGCACGGAUAAGAGAGAAAACCUCUACCUUGGUUUAAGUGUCUAGUGUCUGUUGUUACCUUUCUAGCCAUUCACGCUUAAACUAGACAUCGACUACACCGCUUAUUCUUCUUUAGUAAGGAAAGCAUUCUAAACCUUCGCGUAAUAAGCAGAGUACGAGCAAAAGUGCACACCCAAAAUCGACACUCUAGGUAGCUAGGUUUUUAAACAAAUUGACGACGGCUCUUACCAACGGCGCGGAGGUUCGUCGCUUUUGCGGACGGUUAAAUUUGUGUGUUUAACGCGAUCACGCGAUCGCAAUGACGCACGCGCUGAGAGAGCCGUCGGUUUUGCUCAAUCUAUUGCGAAUGACUUAUUGGGUUUUUUCCUUAAGGCUCACUUUGCACACACAGACACACUUUUUACCGUACGUGAUAGUUUUUGCUCUCUUGCGGUAUGUGUCCGUAUUUCCCGUUCUUUUUCGUGAGAGAUUCUGUGAGCUCUUUUUUAUACCAAAAGAGGUAACAUCUAGUAGAAGUGUAUGGCGUACGCGGUGACCCGGUAGAAACAGUAUGUGUAAAUGAUCUUUCUGUGUACGUCUUUGCUGUGUGUGUAAAUCAAUUUUGAUGAAUUUUAUUUACCCGUUUGAUAUGCAAACUGUUCACGCGGUGAACACAGUGUGACGCCCACCUAGAAAGCCGCUUUGAAUCGUUUUUCACCAACAGAGAGAAUGUGUUUUACUAUCUCUUUCUCUGCCUCAUCUGCAGUUGUUUUAUUUAGAAUGUCGUGCGAGACACCCAAGCGGUGAGAAGUGCUUGCUAAAAACGCUACCAAAGUGUUUGGAUUUUCUGUAGCGAACAAAAGCAACCAAAAUGGCUAGUAAAGUGGAAGUGUAGUGUAUCAUCGUCUCUUACCCUCCCCAAGUACAUGUGUCCGUGUGUUUACCUCCGCUUAUUAAACUAAAACCAAUAUCAGUGUGCAAGUAAAUAAUGCAGUUACAGCAAAGAAAAUAGUAAACUCUUAGACAUUACUACUCCUCGUCCCAAUAACCAAUUCAGCCCACAAACACAAGUAAACCAAAAUCUAGUAAUGGCAGUAGUGCGUAAAUGAUAACCCACAGAACAGACACACAUAUACAACAAACAAACAAAAAACCGUACGCAAGGUGCAUAAAAGUUCGAUUAUAGGAGCAAGGAAUGGGUUUGCGGUACAAACAGGUUGAUGAAGCUAAAUGAAUUUAAUGUUUUUUCUUCCCUUGUAUAAUGUUCACAUUACCUUUCGAGGUAAUUGAUCCUCUGACUCACAUUGAUUCACAUCGGUAACAGUUUACAUUCGUGUGCGGAACAAAAAACAGUGAAAAGAAAAACAAAACAAAAUCAGCUUCUAGUCAUUUUCUUCCAGCAUUGGUCAAAAUUAGCCGUUAACAAAAUGACAUUUCAUAAUGUUCGUAUUAUUUCCGGAGCGUUUAUGAAGCAAUGCUUAAAUAAGAGCUAUUUCAGCCACUGUGCCAUACUAAUUUUGAGUAGUGUUUUCGUAUUGCGCAUAACCAUAACCAGCAAUCGAUCAGCGAGACUCAGUUGCUCUACUAGUACCGGAUCUCCUCAACCACAACCAAACUGCAAAAAAUAAUUGAAAAUUGUUACUUGUGUUACGCAUAUAACGGACAAAAAAGGAAAUUUAAUCAAAAUUAAUGCAACAAUUGUUGUACAAAAAAACCAAAUAAUAGAGCAUGGUGAUGAUUGAGGGUUGAAAGGAUGAAUGGAAAAUGAGGAUGAUAAGUGAGGGCAUGCUUUUCGUACCAUAUAAUAAUAUUUAGAGGACGUAAGAAUAGGCAAAAGAAAAACAAAACACACACACACACACAUACAGAGAAAAUGGCAUUUAUUUACACUGUUUGGGCAACUGAAAUGACAAAUUAAGCCACAAUUCUGAUUUAUCGUAAAAAUGAAACAGAAAGCUAUAGUUUAAUUAAAGUAAAUCAUUUUCAGUGUCGCUUUUAUUCCCUUUCUAAAGUGUCACAUUUGGAUCAGCUUUUUCCCUACAUAAAUAGUACCGAUAAUAAUCUUUAGUCGGCCCCAGGUAUCUCUAAUGUCGUAAUGUGUCACUCAAACUCAAACAAAAAAAAAGAAUUCUUGGACUAAAAUUUAAAACAACUCUGUAGUAUAAUCCUUAUACGAUAAGCUCGCAAAAAAAACAUCACGUAAUCAAUGUAAUCACUUAUUGGAAAAGGUGUGUGAAACUAACGUUUAAGAAAUGUUCUGAAAAGCUCUGGUUCAAUGGUUGGCGGCGUUCGGUUUUGCGAAAGAAAACAUCACCCCAAACAGGCAAACAAAACGAAAGAAUGGAACGGUGAACCGACACGAACAAAAACUAAAUGAAACAGAUAUACGAACAAUCACCGUUCAUUAAGGAAACAACAACAAAAAAAAAACACAUAAUUUCAGUAACAUUACCCAUUAAAUGUAGUGGAUUGCUAAUAAUUGCUUGCUUGAUAUUCGUCAAACACAGGAAAUAGGCGUGUAUGUGUAGGGCACGUGGAAAGAAGUAGUACUAGAAAACGCAAACAGAAAACGAACGAAAAAUUGUGAAAGGAUGAAAA
Messenger RNA from Anopheles arabiensis, 10679 nucleotides. RefSeq names its product Down syndrome cell adhesion molecule-like protein Dscam2 (gene Dscam1). The record is from RefSeq and is a predicted model, not a curated record. Lineage: Eukaryota; Metazoa; Arthropoda; Insecta; Diptera; Culicidae. Gene Ontology annotation, biological process: axon guidance; homophilic cell-cell adhesion; dendrite self-avoidance. The transcript has 22 exons. Gene Ontology annotation, molecular function: cell-cell adhesion mediator activity. Gene Ontology annotation, cellular component: axon; plasma membrane. Bases 451 to 6576 code for a protein of 2041 amino acids.